AUGGGAUCACUUCCGCAAAGCAACCCCUUGAGGGUCGCCAUCGUGAAGGCCUAUGAGAUCGAUGAGCCAAAGCACAGAGGCAUGCUGCAGUCAUUUCGUGACAACAUCCUGCAGCAGGUGCCCGAUGCAGUCAUCAACGCAUACAGGCCGAUGAAUCAAGAUGGGCAUCUACCGAACCCUGCGAACUACGACCUCGUCAUUAUAACUGGUGGGCUGAGCAACUUGUGCCAGGCGACGUUUGAGCCAUGGGUCAACACGACUCUCGAGUGGAUUCGGCAGGUAGUGUCACAGCAGCACAUCACCAAAACAAAGCUCCUCGGUAUUUGCUGGGGUCACCAAGCAAUCGCAACCGCGCUUUCAGGAAGUAUUGGAAGCUUUGAGCAUCCAAGGGUUGGCGUACAACACCUCACACUGAAUGAUAACGGAAAAGAGAUGUUUGGGAGGGAUACAUUAAAACUCACCAAGUUCCACAGGCGCUUUGUCCAACAGGUUCCGGAUGGCUUCAAACCAAUGGCACCCGACAACGAAAUCCUUUUUUCCGACUCGGGGCUUGUCUUGUCUCUCCAAGGACACCCCGAGAUCUACGGGGAGCUGUCUAGGCAGCUUUUCGAGACGAAUGUGCCAUAUUACAGAGCUACCUUGCCCACCGAGGAGGACCUGCAGCGCUACUACUCGGAGAUGUCCUCAAGUGAAGAAGAUGCGAAACUGAUUUUCCGAAAGAUAGCGGACUGGGCCCAAUCUUGA
Messenger RNA from Colletotrichum graminicola M1.001, 744 nucleotides. RefSeq lists its product as uncharacterized. Lineage: Eukaryota; Fungi; Ascomycota; Sordariomycetes; Glomerellales; Glomerellaceae. Bases 1 to 744 code for a protein of 247 amino acids. Gene Ontology annotation, cellular component: cytosol; nucleus. The record is from RefSeq and is a predicted model, not a curated record. The transcript has 3 exons.